This is a messenger RNA of Benincasa hispida (wax gourd), 1280 nucleotides long. Its product is annotated as protein YAE1-like. Lineage: Eukaryota; Viridiplantae; Streptophyta; Magnoliopsida; Cucurbitales; Cucurbitaceae. The record is from RefSeq and is a predicted model, not a curated record.
CCAUUUUUUUUCUUUUUCCUAAUCUUUCUGAUAUUCCUUGCUUCUGCUUGCUCCUACGGCAGCCACCACAUACCAAUCCCAUUUUUUAUUUUUCCACUCGUUGCCGUCGACGUCGCCGUCGCCGAUCACGGCCACGCCCCGACCGCCACUUUUCUUUCUCCUCUUCUUAUCUCACUCUCACUCUCUCUGCUGCAAACUCACGCCGCCACGCCAACUCCGUUUUCUCUCUCUGUUGCGGUGCCCCUCUUCUCCACCAGUCGCAAUCUAUCCUACUCGCCUACUUGCCGUUCGCACCAUCUCUCAGCGAUCAGUAUCCGCACGCACGGCUGACGGCACGGUCGGGUUUUCUUCCAACACAUUCAUUCCCUUCUCUUUCGAUGGAGGGUACCAUUGCUGAAGAGCUUUAUUCCCAAAGUUUACAGUCAGCAAAAUCAAAAUUGGGCGAUAUGUCAUUAUCUAAUCACAGACAAAAUCGGCCAUCAGGUUCUGGUGUGGAUGACUCAUGCGAAGAUGAUGGAUCUUUAUGGGGAGGUUCUGAUGAAGGCUUGGAGGGAACAACUGAUUUGGACAGGGAGUGGCAGAGAAGACAUCACCAAUUUCAUACGAUUGGAUACCGUGAUGGUGUAAUUGCUGGGAAAGAAGCUGCAGCUCAAGAGGGAUUUAAUGUUGGCUUCAAGCAGUCGGUCUCUAUCGGGUAUAAGUUUGGUCUUGUCAGAGGUGUUAGCAGUGUGCUUGCUUCCCUUCCUGAUGACUUGAAAGAGAAGCUUGCAGGAAUUGAAGAGAACCGAAGUAAAUUCCAAAGCUUGUAUGAAUCUGUGAACUCUCUUUCGACAGUAGAUGCGCUUAGGCUAUUCAAUGACGAAAUUACGACACAACGCAUGAAAGAAGAGUGUAUCAAUGCAAAUACAAAUGCUGAAUCAAUCGAUUUGUUGAAACAAACUUCAGAUUAUGUUCGUUUAGGAAAGUUCUAUGAAGAGCUUGAAGCACUUCUGCCCAAAUCACCUGCUCUGAAUGUUCAUUUACACGAACAGUAGAUUUUGCUGUAACUUAUACAUCAAUGCUACUUUUGUAGGCAGCCAUUUAUUUUGUUGAAAUUUUGGGUGCUGACCUGGCCUGUGCAUGUUACAGUUAGGUAAAUAUUUACAAUUGGGAAUUGGCAUAUGAUCCUUUAAACUUGUAAUGUAUUUGUUUGGCAAACAACAGAAGUAUGGGGUACCUGAUGCCAAUAGUAUGGUUAUUAGAAUAUUUCUUUACAAGAGAGAAUUUUCCAUAAUGGCUGA